AUGCUGCUUCUCUCCCCCAUCGUCUUAUUAGCGGCGGCAGCUCUUCUCGCCGCCAUCCAGCUCGUCCGAUGCCUCAGAUCGCCUCUCAGCAAAAUCCCAGGCCCGGCAAUCUCCAAAUUCACGACUCUGUUGCUCAAGUGGAAAGAGAUUCAUGCCCAAAGAACUGCCUAUGUCCACCAGCUUCACCUGCGGUAUGGCCCUGUUGUCCGCAUUGCCCCCAACGAGGUCUCUUUCACGUCCUGGGAGGCGCUCAAGGAGAUUUACUGCUCUGGAGGUAGCGGAUAUGACAAGACUGAAUUUUACGACCUUUUCAAGAUUUACGGGAGAAGAACCAUGUUUACCACACUGGAUAAAGCAGGUCACGCCAAGCGGAAAAGAAUCCUUGCCGACCGCUAUGCAAACAGCAACGUCGUGAAAAGUGCAUCCGUCGCCGGAGUCCAAGAGCGCUCGUCCAAGUUUCUGCAACGCUGUGUUUCGUCACCGGGUGGCGUGGCAGACAUCUUUGUAACCCUGCAUGCAUACGCCUGUGACUGCAUCACUCACCACCUAUUUCAUCCUCAUGGCACAGACUGCAUUACAAACAAACAAGACGAGGAGAUGAUGCAUCAGGUAGCAGCAGACGACAGCCUGCAGAACCGUCUCAUCUCGCACUACGUCCCUACGUUGUACCGUCUAUUCUCAAAACUCCUCUACGUCUUUGUAAAGCCCCGAGAAACCCCCCUGGCAGACGACUACGUGCUGGAAACCAGCCAGAUCAGCGGCCCGGCAUCCUUCACUCUCAUGAGUCGCUUUGAAGAAAAGUCCAGUGACCUCGACUACAUCGACAAGGCGGCAGAGUGCCUCGACCACAUGGCCGCCGGCAUCGACACCACCGGCGACGGGCUCUGCUUCCUCCUCUGGGAGCUCUCCCAGCCACGAUCCCUCGGCUUCCAGCGCAAGCUCGCAGACGAGCUGCACAGAAAUCCAGGAGCUCCUCUUGAUCGCCUCCCAUAUCUCGAUGCCGUGAUCAACGAGGGCCUGCGGUGCUUUCCGCCGAUCCCAAUGUCCCUGCCGCGGUACGUUCCGCCGGGGGGCCGCUCGAUAGACAACUUUUGGCUGCCCGAGCAGACGAUUGUGAGCUGCCAGGCGUAUUCGGUCCAUCGCAUCAACAGCGACGUGUUUCCGGAUGGAGAUCGGUUCAAUCCUGAUCGCUGGCUGGAGCAAGAGGGCGAUGCAGACCGCAGGAGGAUGCAAUUUGCCUUUUCCAACGGAGGCCGAGGCUGUGUUGGAAAGCAUCUCGCCAUUCUUGAAAUGAAGACAUUGCUGCGAGAUAUUUAUUCCGGCUACAGCACGACGCCGCACAAGUCGAUGAAGGUGGAAGACAUGGCCAUGUCGGAUCAGCUCAUCUCAUCGAGGCCCCAGGCCCAGAGAUGUCUUGUUCAUUUUCACCCGCUCGACGUGCAUAGCCAUCAGGCAGGUGUUUAA
Trichoderma atroviride IMI 206040 is the source of this 1464-nucleotide messenger RNA. RefSeq lists its product as uncharacterized. The record is from RefSeq and is a predicted model, not a curated record. Lineage: Eukaryota; Fungi; Ascomycota; Sordariomycetes; Hypocreales; Hypocreaceae. Gene Ontology annotation, molecular function: heme binding; iron ion binding; monooxygenase activity.